Pomacea canaliculata is the source of this 467-nucleotide messenger RNA. RefSeq lists its product as uncharacterized. The transcript has 3 exons. The coding region runs from base 16 to 321 and encodes 101 amino acids. The record is from RefSeq and is a predicted model, not a curated record. Gene Ontology annotation, molecular function: calcium ion binding. Lineage: Eukaryota; Metazoa; Mollusca; Gastropoda; Architaenioglossa; Ampullariidae.
AUGUCGGAGUGACAAAUGUUCUUGUCGACAAAGGUUAAAACUUUUAUUUUGAAACACGUUUUCUUCGCAGGUGAUCACUAUUUGACUAAAUAUGAGUUUCUAGCUGCUCAUCCCAACGAGGAAGGCACCGCCUUCUUUAACUUUUACGACAAGCUGGAUGGAACUGCAGACCACAGAGUUGCUCGAGUGGUUGCAGAGAAGAUUCUUCAACAUCUGGACAAAGACAACAACGGUGAAAUCCCGUAUUCGGAAUUCCAACACUCCUACCCACUGUUCUACGCUGAAGUCAUGAAGGAGAAGAGGGUCCUUGCUCACUGGUGAGAAGAUCACAGAGAGUCGCUACCUGCAGGACACCACAAAUACCAGUUGACAAGUUGAUGUAGUUUUAGCCUUUUGCGUGUUACUGAUGUGUUGAAAGGUGAAGGGACUUUUAAUAAUAAAUAAACAGUUCCUGGAUCCUUUGACGA